GCAACGCAAGGCUCCCAGGAGAGACAGCAGGAAGCAGAGAAGGGCUGAGGAGCAGGAUGUGCAUCCACCUUUGAUGUAAACUCACUGCCCCAGUUGAGCGAACCAGACACCUGAAAAUCUGCUAGCUAGGGACUCACAGACCAACAGCCUCAGCAGGGAGCCCGGAGCUCUCUGUGAGCAUCUUUUUUUGUGUCCGGCCAUCACCAGUUUUCUUUACCAUCACCUUUAAACCACAGGGCAGAUUCUGACAUGGAAUUGUCGAAAAUGUCAGACAUGACAAAGCUCCAUCAGGCCGUGGCAGCAGGCGACUACAAUUCAGUGAAGAAGAUUUUGAAGAAAGGUCUCUGUGACCCAAACUACAAGGAUGUGGACUGGAGUGACAGGACGCCACUCCACUGGGCGGCGAUCAGAGGCCAAAUGGAGGUGCUACAUCUCCUGAUACAAUAUGGAGCCAGGCCCUGCUUGGUAACCGACGUGGGCUGGACCGCAGCUCACUUUGCGGCUGAGUCCGGCCAUCUGAACGUCCUCAAGACUCUGCACGCACUGCCCGCUGCCAUUGAUGCUGCCGACUUCUUCGGAGAUACACCCAAGAGGAUCGCGCAGAUCUAUGGACAGAAAGCCUGUGUGGACUUCCUGGAGAAGGCAGAACCAGAAUGCCGGGACCACCGCCAGAGAGGGCUGUUGCUCGAUGAACAGGACCCAGACUGGGACCUCAAGAAAAGGGAGCUAGAGCUGUCUCUUCCCGCCCCAGAUCCAAACACCAACAAAAAGAAUAAGAAAAUCCGAGGCUCCACCAAGCUCAGCCAUUCCAAGGCCUGGAGGUUAUGAGAAGGGAAGCCUGGGGACAGACUCAGGCAGACCUAGGACCCAGCACGGAGCCAGAGUUGUUGCUAGGCUUCUUCAUCUUGACGGGAUUUGACUCAGUCACCCUUACCCAGGCUUCUACAGAAAGUCACAGCGAACCAUUCAGUUGGAAAGUCUUUCCGCAGUGUUCUAUCAGAGCCAAUGUCUCGGUGCCAACCCAGAAGUUUGACCCUGAGUGGACCUGACAGCCAACAGCUGCUUGCAUUUCGUUUUAGUGGAGUUUCAGCAUGCCCCGCCCCUCACCUUCCGACACAUCCCACAUAGUUACAGAAUGUUCAAGAUCAAAGAAAGAGCUCUUCCAAUGUAAUUGAUUAGUCUAGGGCAGAAUAAAAAAAGUGAAAUUAAAAACAAAACAAAACAAAACAAAACUUUUUAAAACUUCCCAAUAUGAUGAAUUCAAUCCAUGAAUAAAAUUAUUUUUGGUCACAAAGACUAAGUAAAAGCAAACGCUCUCACAAUGUUUAGCAUUUCUUUCUUUCUUUCUUUGUGGGAGCCCACAGUGCCAGCAUUGGCAAAUUUUCCUAUCAUCCACCCACCUAGGAGCAAUGGUAUGUGCAUGCGAUGGACCCACUCGGGGUGAGACAACUGGAAAGCCUGGCAUGAAGGGACUCUGCCCCACCUAACCGAGCGUUGGCAGAAAAUGACGAAACAUGGCUUUGUUGGUCUAGUUUUCCAGUUGUAGAUUUUACAAAAGUUAGACCAGGUAUUUUCAAGAAAAGUAUAGCAUCUAUCAAAGUUUUCAAGACAGCACAAGAAAAGUUAAUUGCCUUGUUAUCAGCUUUUAAUAUUGAUUUGCUGAAAUAUGUCAGAUGUUUUAAUGCCAGUAAAGAUACUAUUACAAUUAAUUUUACUAUCUACUUUUUAUUUUUAAUUGUUUCUAAGUAUGAAAUUAUAUGGUGUGUUACACGCCAUUGGGUUUUAACUCCAGGUUCUUUGUGAGUAGUGCUAUGAGGACUCAGUGCCCUUCUCCCCAGAGAGUGAUGAGUAACCAGACCAAGCAAGAGAAUUGUCUUUAUAAUGGUUCUUUACUAGCAACUUCAAUAUCCAAUGCAUCCAUGGGGUUUACAAUCUUAACAUACAAACAAUUCAAUAUCACAAUUAUCAAUCCUACUAAUCCUAAUACGUAAAAGCAAUUUCUAACUUCCAUUUGACAUAUCAAUUAUCUAUAAAACACUUUGUAACCUCAAAACAACUUAUCAAUGAACAUUUCCUAAUCUUAUCAAUUAUCCAUAAAAUAUCUCUUAACAUUUCACCCACUAAACACACGCAUAACAUUUCACACACCAAACAUACAUAUUAACACAUCUAUGUUCUCCUCUUAACAUUCACACACACAUUAAAUAGCAUCAUACAACCUGAUAUUCUUUUGUAGUCCUGAAAAGGACUUUUGGGUUUCUUCAGGCUGGAUGCCUGAUUGCACUCCCCUUAGUCUGUAUUUGGGAGAUAAGGCAUUCGAUGUCCUGGUCUUAGGCUGGUACUGGGUGCUGGAUCAACUCUUGACCGAGUAGCCUGUGGUCUGGUGCUAGGAAUGCAGGGCCUUUGGACUCUGCUUUUGGGUGACCAAGUCUCGGGAGACAAGGCUUUAGCUCUCGGGUAGCGAGGCUCUGCUUUUGGGAUGACAGAGUCUCGGGAGACAAGGCUUUUGUAGGAUCUGCUAUGAGGCUUCAACAGUGUACCAGGGCCAUCUUGAUGGUGAGACGACUGUCUUUCUUUUGCUUCUCUUUUAUAUAUACGUUAGUGAAAGCCCCCCCCCCCCCAUGACCCACGUGCCUACAUACUAUGUUAAACUCUGCUGAAAAUUUAGCUGGGCCCCGGGGCUCAGAGGAUGCUAAAAAUGGAUAUCUAUGGGUUGCAGACUCACUGACUAGGCUAAGGAGAGGGAUACUCCACCCCCAAGGCAUUCUAUCUAAAUGCUCAACUUGCUGCAGAGUGCUAUAUCUAGCUUUGUGGUUUUUCGGGACUAAGGAGAAGGAAUACUCUAUCCCCCAAGAUAUCCUAUCUAAACUGUCAACUCACUGCAGGGUGUUUUAUCUGUCUAUGGUUUUUUGGGGAAAUUCGAGAAUAGACAUGGGGCCAUUCCCAGGAUGAGCUAAGCCCACCUAUUUGAGAGCCAAUGAAAUGCUUGUACUAUACUAUCCUCUUAUGUAAUCAUUUUUCCCUAUAAAUAUGGUUGUUUGAGUUUGCCCGGGGUGUGCAGUUGGCGUAAGCUACUGUUGCACCCACAGGCGCCUGUGUAAUCAAUAAAGACACCUCUUGCUG
This is a messenger RNA of Alexandromys fortis (reed vole), 3123 nucleotides long. It is a transcript of the gene Ankrd66, whose product is annotated as ankyrin repeat domain 66. Bases 250 to 828 code for a protein of 192 amino acids. Gene Ontology annotation, cellular component: nucleus. The transcript has 5 exons. The record is from RefSeq and is a predicted model, not a curated record. Gene Ontology annotation, molecular function: protein binding. Lineage: Eukaryota; Metazoa; Chordata; Mammalia; Rodentia; Cricetidae.